AUCGGUAUCGGCAGUUCUUCGCGUCCUUUUUCCGGCUGACGUAAACGUGUUUAUUUUGCUGUAGCUGUUAUAGAAUUUUAUAAAUAAUUUUAUGCGUUCAUUUUGAUAUAAUAAAAGUAUAUUAUGGGAACCCGCGUAUUUGUGGGAGGUUUAACAUACAAAAUUAGAGAGCGUGAUUUGGAGAAAUUCUUUAGAAAAUAUGGUCGAAUAAAAGAAGUGUCUAUGAAAAACGGUUAUGCGUUUGUGGAGUUUGACGAUCAUAGAGACGCCGACGAUGCCGUGUAUGAGUUAAAUGGAAAAGAAUUGCUUGGAGACAGGGUUACUGUAGAAAGGGCAAGAGGAACACCACGGGGGAGCGAUCAGUGGCGUGGCAGAGAUGGUGGCGGCGGUGGAGGAAGAGGUUACGGGCCUCCAAGAAGUAGAAGUGACAACCCACGCGGUAGGGAUAAAUAUGGGCCUCCAACACGUACAGAGUACAGGGUAAUUGUAGAAAAUCUGUCCAGUCGUUGUAGUUGGCAAGAUCUAAAAGAUUAUAUGAGAAAAGCUGGAGAAGUUACUUAUGCUGAUGCUCAUAAACUUGCUCCUAAUGAAGGAGUAGUAGAAUUUGCAUCUUAUAGUGAUAUGAAAAAUGCUAUUGAGAAACUUGAUGACACUGAAAUUAAUGGACGUAGAAUUAGAUUGGUAGAAGACAAACGAGCAUCUAAAAAGAAUAGAUCAGAUAGCCACAGUCGAUCUAGAUCUCGUUCAAGGCGUAGAUCUAGAUCUCGAUCACGUAGUUCAAGAAGUCAGUCACCUAGACAGUCUCGUUCUCGAUCCAAGGAACGAAACUCUAGAUCUCGAUCUAGAUCACAUUCCAAAGAAAACGACAAGAUUUCCAGAUCAGUAAGCAAGGAUAGGAAUUGAGAGGAUUAACUACCUGGAAAAUUUAAUAUGAUGAAGAAUAAUAAAUUUAGGUUUAGUAUUUUACAUGCUUAUUUUUUAAGUUAUUAUGACUGUGUUGAGAUAUAAAAUUGUAUUGAUUCUUUGUAUAGUGUACUUCAUUGACCAUUUAACAAGUAUUGGUUAGUUUUUCAGCUACCAAAAUUGAUCUGGGAUCUGGUAUUUACUGUAACUUUGUUUUUUUAUAUUAUCAUUUUGUUGUAACUUAAGACUUAAUAAAUGUCUUCAAAUAU
Messenger RNA from Anoplophora glabripennis (Asian longhorned beetle), 1172 nucleotides. RefSeq names its product serine-arginine protein 55. The transcript has a single exon. Gene Ontology annotation, cellular component: ribonucleoprotein complex; cytoplasm; nucleus. Gene Ontology annotation, molecular function: mRNA binding. Lineage: Eukaryota; Metazoa; Arthropoda; Insecta; Coleoptera; Cerambycidae. Gene Ontology annotation, biological process: alternative mRNA splicing, via spliceosome; mRNA splice site recognition. The record is from RefSeq and is a predicted model, not a curated record. Bases 124 to 903 code for a protein of 259 amino acids.